UUCCCCCAGUAAUCCAAUGCAAUUAUGCAAUUGGGAUCGGCGGCAAGUUCGACGGUCGAAGAACCGAUGAGUUUGCCCCCGAAUUUGGAUUGGAAAACCGGCCAUACGAUUCUUCUCGAGCUCGUAUUCUCCGAGCAUUUAUCUUUUUUAAUUUUUAUUUUUCAUGCAAUUCUUUCCUAUUUAGCUCUUAAAAAGAGAAAAAAGAGAAGGAACAUUGAAAUGAAUUUGCAAAUUUCAAUGCGUUCGAAUUUUCUGCAGAAAAAGAACACAUUGACGGCUUUCCUUCGUUUGACGACAAAGAAAGUGUUCGAUUUUGGUUGUUCUUCCUCAACAUUUCCGAAAUUCAGUUUCUGUUUUCUAGCUAGCAGGAUUCUAUUUACGGAGAAUCCUCUCUGGGUUUGGCUCUGUCUGCAAAUUUUGUAGUUUACCUUACCGCCGAAGCCAAAUCUUUGUUCACGGAACCCAAUCUGUCAAUGAACUGCCCCGGAAGCUCAGAACCCCUCUGUGCGUUACGGUGAACGGACAUUCCAUGUGAAAAAAGUUUUCAUCUUUCCGAUGGUGAAACUGAUGCGAGCCUCCCCUGCUUUGUUACAUUCUACAUUUCCACUGUUGUGUCAGCACAUGAAGAGGAGACUUUGACAGUCUGUUAGGGUGGACCAUUUUCAGAAAACUCCAAAACGGGGUUCAUUAAAUAUUGUUGGAUGUAUGAUAUGAGAUGUAAGAAAAAGUGAACACCGCCCAUCCAUAUGUAUUGUGUAGUAUAGGAGAGUGGACACUUGUGGUUUCACAUUCUGUAUAUGUUGUGUGUAUGUAUAUGUACGUAUUUGCUUUGACUUUUCCAAAGUUGAUUAGCAGUCAAGCAAAGCAAAUGGAGGGUGAUGAUGGUAGGUGCGAAAAGUUGGCUGCACAUCAUGUCCCGUGGGAUCACAACAAGGCUUGCUUUAUGAACUCAGCCCUGAAAGCUUAAUGCUCAAUCAAACAGUGAGGGGAGUGAAGUUGUGGGGAACAGUGGGGAAGAUGUGAUGGCGCUUCAUAAAAUGCAGUGACUUUCUUCCAGGUUUUUUUUUUCUCGGGAAUGGUUUUUGGUUUGGAGAUCUGACUAGCGGGAAGCUGAGAGUGAAGGAUGGUGGAGGAGACGGUCCAGGGGCCAAGUCUCCCUGAGGAGAAGAUACUUGUUUCUGUCCGCUUGAGGCCUCUGAAUCAGAAGGAGAUUGCAAGAAAUGAUGUUUGCGAUUGGGAGUGCAUAAAUGAUGACACUAUCAUAUACAGGAACGUUCUCUCUGUCUCAGAGCGUUCUGUUUACCCGAAUGCCUAUACUUUUGAUAGAGUUUUUGGGUGUGAUUCCUCCACCAGGCAGGUUUAUGAGGAAGGAGCAAAAGAAGUUGCUCUCUCAGUUGUCAGUGGAAUAAAUGCUAGUGUGUUUGCUUAUGGACAGACGAGUAGUGGGAAGACGUACACUAUGAGCGGUAUAACAGAGUAUGCAAUUGCAGAUAUAUACAACUAUAUUGAGCGGCACAAAGAAAGGGAAUUUGUUUUGAAGUUUUGUGCAAUGGAGAUUUACAAUGAAUCUGUCAGGGACCUCCUCAGCGCCGAUAGCACCCCUCUAAGGCUUCUAGAUGAUCCGGAGAGAGGGACUAUAGUCGAGAAACUUACAGAAGAACCUUUAAGGGACUGGAACCACUUCCAAGAAUUACUGGCUGUUUGUGAAGCUCAAAGACAAAUUGGAGAGACAGCCCUUAAUGAAACAAGCUCCAGAUCACAUCAGAUCCUCAGAUUGAUAAUUGAGAGUUCAACGCGUGAGCUCUUAGGGAAGGAUAAUUCAAGCAUGCUUGCAGCGACUGUGAACUUUGUGGAUCUCGCGGGAAGUGAACGGGCUUCUCAGUCACUGUCAGCUGGUGCAAGGUUGAAAGAGGGUUGCCAUAUCAAUCGCAGCCUGCUAACUCUGGGAACAGUCGUUCGCAAGCUGAGUUCUUUUUUUCUGGACGAAUUCAGCAAGGGAAGAACGGGGCAUAUUCCAUUCAGGGAUUCCAAGCUAACUCGAAUCCUACAGUCAUCAUUAGGGGGAAAUGCGAGGACUUCCAUCAUCUGUACCAUGAGUCCUGCACGAAGCCACGUUGAGCAAUCAAGAAAUACACUCUUGUUUGCAAGUUGUGCGAAAGAAGUUACUAUUAAUGCACAGGUUAAUGUGGUCAUGUCUGAUAAGGCACUGGUAAAGCAUUUGCAGAGAGAACUAGCUAGAUUGGAAAGCGAGUUGAGAAGUUCAGGAAUAGCCUCUGUCACAUCUGAUACUGCUGCAUUGCUGAGGGAGAAAGACCUUGAAAUAGAAAAGCUAAAGAAUGAGAUAGCAAAGCUAACUCAGCAACGAGACCUUGUUCAGUCUGAGGUUGAGGAUUUGCGAAGAUUGGUUGAAGAUUGUGGACAUUCAACUGUUCAUGAACACAACAUUUACCCAAAACUUCGAGUACGACACUCUUGGGGAUAUGAAACUCCAACAUCAGAUAGACCCAUAUCUGUCGAUUCACACUGUGUGAAAAUUGGUGUCAGCACAUUCGAUGCAUCCCAGUAUUCCGAGGGACACAGUGGGACAGAUUAUGAGGAAAAUGCAGCCCGAAUUCCUGAUUUUGACGUCCACUCGUUGGGAUCUGAUCCCUCUUCAGAGAUUUCAAUUCCUAUUCUUAGUGCUGGAAGGAACAGCAUUUCUCAGGACGAGAGUGAAGAGUGCAGAUAUGAUGAUUCCGAGGAUUUCUGUAAAGUAGUUCGCUGUAUCGAAAUGGAAGAUGACUGCUCAAACUUGCAGAUAGCCUCUAAUAAUGCACCCAAAUGCACUCAGGAACCGCAAUGGGAUGGACCUAUACAUCUCAGGGUAAAGGAAGAAGAUAUCAUGCACUUGCCGGCCGCCAAGUAUGGAGAUGGAACCAAACCCGAAUCACAGGGAUCACCAAAUUUGAAGGAAAAUAAUCAGUUGGAAAGUGUGCCCUAUGCUUUUGUUUCCUUAUCACCGGAAGAACCAUUCGAGAUGCUGCAGGAGAAGGAAUUCUCGAGCUCGCGAAGCUUCAAGAAGGUGAUCAGGAGCAGGAGUUGUAAAGCCAGUCUCAUGGGAAACCUGUCUUUAAGUUCCUUCGAGGAGGUAGAAAAGAAUCAUAGCACGCUGCCAGUAGAAGACAAGGACCAUAGCGGAAUGCUUGAAAGAUAUGACAGGAAACUCUGUUCAUUGGAUUAUGCUGCCCCUACCACUUUGUUGUCAAGAAAUGGUUCUCAAAAGUCAGGGGACACUGCUGCAAUUAAUGGGCUUGAAGAUCAGUGGGCCAGAGUUAGCCCACAUGAGAGAACUAUCAUCAUUGAAGUCGGAUCAGAUGACAAGGAUAACAGUGUUAGAAUCAGAUUGGAUGAGAAUAAUCAGCAUGGUGAUGAGGAAAAUUGCAACAGUGUGAUUAGUGAUGAUGAGGAAAAUUGCAACGCCGCGAUUAGUGAUGAUGAGGAAAAUUCCAACGCCGCGAUUAGUGACGAUGAAGAAAAUAGUAGUAGCUGCCAUUCAAUUUCAGAGACAAAGAUUGCAAUUGAUGCUCAUCAAGAGGAUCAAUCUGCCAAUCCUGAUGAGGCAAAACAAUUGAAUACGAUCACAUCUCCAGCAAAGAAGGUGAGGGACAUAGGAUUGGACCCAAUGCAGGAGGAUCCUGAAAGCCCUGAUCAUUGGCAGUUACAGUUCAGGAAGAUCCAGAAGGAGAUUAUUGAGCUCUGGGAUGCGUGCAAUGUUUCAUUGGUUCAUCGGACUUACUUCUUCUUGCUCUUCAAAGGUGACCCUGCAGACUCCAUUUACAUGGAGGUGGAACUCAGGAGACUGUCUUUCCUCAAGAACACGUUUGAUCGGGGGAGUCAAACUCUGGAAGGCGGUCGCACCCUGAGCGCGGCAUCAAGCCUGCGGGAUCUUUGCCGCGAGAGGCAGAUGCUGAGCAAGAAGAUGCAGAAGAAGCUCUCUACAAUAGACAGGGAGAGGCUCUUCCUCACGUGGGGCAUUGGCUUGGACUCGAAGAACAGGAGCUUGCAGUUGGCCCAUCGCCUUUGGACCCGCACAGAUGACAUCGACCACAUAUCUGAAAGUGCCUCCAUUGUGGCGAUGCUUGUGGGGCUCGUCCCUGCAGAGGAGGCCCCGAAGGAAAUGUUCGGCCUGAACUUUGCGCCUCGGGGAUCAGGCAGGAGAUCAAAUGUCUUCAGAAAGAGAGUGUUAUCUCUACUGUGAGGUCGGCGGCCCAAGUCUAUCUCCUUUAUGUUUGCCAAUACAAUAUCGGUUCUUCAUGCCUCGGCGAUCAGUACAGGUUAAAUACAGGUUUAGAAAGACUCAGGUGCUUGUCUUCCGAGUUGUCUCUGUUGUAAGUUAGAUGUGUAAGUCACGUUUAUUGGCUGUCCUAUUAACAGGCAGAGUGUUCUUCGGCCUGUGAUUAUUGAUGUGGUUGGUAACAUUUGUACAAAAGAAAGGCUUUGUAAAAUUUACUGGAGGUCGGAGACUUGUGGCAAUUGAAAUUUGAUCCUUUAAAGUGUU
Messenger RNA from Punica granatum (pomegranate), 4537 nucleotides. The record is from RefSeq and is a predicted model, not a curated record. Lineage: Eukaryota; Viridiplantae; Streptophyta; Magnoliopsida; Myrtales; Lythraceae.